Molecule: messenger RNA, 2593 nt
Organism: Amoebophrya sp. A120
Lineage: Eukaryota; Dinophyceae; Syndiniales; Amoebophryaceae
Source: the annotation of a GenBank genome assembly
AUUGCGAAUGCACCUGGAAACCACCUAGUUGAUUUUUAACGUCAUGAAACACUUGAGAGCUACUCUAGUACUUGUGCCUAAAACGCGUAAAGAUCAGUAGCGUUCUUGCAUCUUCGGUAUGAUCAUUCUAUGUUGUGGUUCGGCUCGUGAUAGAACUCCAUUUAUCAGUAGUGCAUUUUUUUAAAAGGAAACGAAAAAAAAGUCGGAGUCAAGAAUGGGCAACGGGUACGGCAGCGACUACUCGCAACCGCGGGGCCCCGGCGCACCGCCGCCGCCGCCGGUAGUCACGAAUACGUUUGUGCUGCGCAUAUGCAAUGCAAAAGUAGCAUAGACUACCGAUAAUUUAGAAUUUUCAUUUUUUGCAUUACACACACUUUCAUUUUCUGCAUGUCGAUUGUAUCCAGCCGCAGAUACUAGCGACGGGGGACUGCUCCGACUGCGACGGAAGAAGUGUAUUUUCACGUCUGUUAUGCAAAACUUCUAGUAUGUAUGGCACUUUUGAAACAAGGAAUUCCUACACCGUUGUACAUUUUUCCAUUUACAUCGGCUCGCCUCGUCUAUUUUUGCAGAGCAUAGCGCAACGGACGCUACGAGAGCCAGGCGCUGAUGCCCAACGCGUUUGACCGCGACGCCACGGGCUUCGAGGGCGGGUUUCCCGGGGCCAAUGCGAGCCAGGCGCGGAUGUGGCGGCCCCUGCACCCGCCGGACCUAAAGCAGACGAAGCUGAUACAGUCGCCGUUGCAUCUGCGGAGGGCGUUGUUAAAGGUAAGUAACGAGGAGGGGAUCCUCUGGCUAGAGAUCGGGUUUGAUGCGUCCUGCCCCGUGGUAUUGUCACUGAAAGUGGCAAAGGACAGCGAGGAAAAGUUUCCCUUUCCCGCAAUAGAAGAAAAGAGAAAACGAGGGCUGAAGCAAACGGUAAGAAGAAGUUGCAAGUGACGUACGUAUUUUUCUAUGAUUCGAUGUGUGACAACACCCAUGCGGAACUUUUAUACGCAUGACAGACUUUCUUGUCCUUGUCGAACCUUCUAUCAUUAAAUGUUCUGUAGUUCCGCACUUCCCUCGGCGCGGCAGAAAGAGUCACAACAGACGGGAUUCGUUUCGUUGUCGCUCUACGGCGGGACCUGAGUCUCUGCAAGCAGGCCUCGGUCAUCAACGGGCAACGGUCGGAAAUCAAGAUUUGGAAAGACGCGGGGUCGGGCAACUUCAAGGUGGACCUGGACAAGCAGGCUUUGCAGUACGCACCGGACCUAGAGAACACGUAUCAAGAAGGUUUUUCUCGUCCUCGUCUUCGCAAGAUGAAAAAGAGUCUGGUUUCGCAAGGAUGAAAACAAAGCGUUCAUUUUCUCAAUGGUGAAACUGCGUAAUUAUGUGAUUGUGAAGAAUUUUGUUGCUGCACCGAUAUCAUUUUCAUCCAUCCCGAUCUACAGGAACGACCUUCCCCCUGAUAUCGAGAAAGCUGACUGCUGGGACAUGCAGGAGGUCUACGGUGUGAAGAACCACGACGCGGCUGAGGAGGCUGCCACGGGACCCAACGUGGCCUCGGCCGCUGAUUACGACGAAGGUAACACCGAGUGCAUCAUCUGCAUGUGUGAGCCGCGGGACACGCUCGUCCUGCCCUGCCGCCACAUGGCCUUCUGCACCUACUGCGCGGGAAUCAUGCGACACCAGUGCGAACGGUGUCCGAUUUGUCGACAGGCGGUCACGAGCUUGUUGCGAUUUGAGAAGGACGAGGACGAGGAGUGCGACGAGGUGUUGAGCAACACUAUUCUCAGUAAAAACGUCCCCACCUCCUGCUCCCCAUAGUCCUGAAGAUGAUGAUGCCGCUAGACAUCAAAUCAAGAAGCUUUAGGACUGUCUCAUGACAUGAUCAAAUUUGGAACAACUCUGUAGUUUAGUUGAAAAUCAGCAUGGUUGGGCUCGCUUGGCCGCAUCACUAAGGCACAUUAAGCUACUUCGGGUAUAAUAAACUCCAAAACGCGACUAGAAAAUCAGAAACCGUCUCAACACGGAGAGCUGGAAGAAAAACAUCCUGAGCAUGCGUAUUUGCAUGACAGGAAAUCUAUGGCGGGGACGUUUUUACACAGGAGAAAUGCGGCGGGGCCUGUCUUGGGGAAGUUGCCCGUAGGGAGCAGCAGUUCCAGUAAUGUGGAGAAGGGGUCUACCGGUACGGUGACGCAGACCACGACCGGGCUGCUGCCGUUGAAUUAAAAUUGUUUUUAUUGUUUCGUAGUCGCUACUUCGAAAGUGUCAUCGGCGUGCUAUAGAAGCUACUUCGAAAGUUAGAUCGUAGAGCGCUGCGGCGCUUGACCCGAUUGUAUGAAAUUUGUAUGAAUGUAUGGCAAGAAGUCUAAGGAAAUCACCACUACAUUGUACAAAGUACUCAUUUGUAUUUGUCGUAAUGCUGUAUUAAUGUCGUCCCUCUACUUGUAUUCUUCCGAUCUGUACGUGUACUCACUGUAAAAUCAUUGUACAAAUCAAGCCGUAAAACUUCUACUACCCAGUAUCCAUCUGUGCGCGACUUUUGUUCGUUUGGCCUCGUCUCACUAACGAAGGAAAUCCAGAAGAAGUCUCACAUCAAAGCAACUUACUAACC